Molecule: messenger RNA, 2091 nt
Organism: Acyrthosiphon pisum (pea aphid)
Lineage: Eukaryota; Metazoa; Arthropoda; Insecta; Hemiptera; Aphididae
Exons: 3
Coding region: 1-1029 (342 amino acids)
Biological process (GO): proteolysis
Molecular function (GO): cysteine-type peptidase activity
Source: RefSeq, a predicted model, not a curated record
AUGACACACAUAUGCCCUGGUGACCCAGGGAAUAUCUUUGUUGAAGAACAAUGGCAAAAACGAUCAAAAAUAGUUCAAAGUCAUUUAAGUCAUACUAAUAUUCAACGGUUGAGUUAUGAUUGGCAGUAUAAAAGUACUGAAAAAGUUGUUCAAUAUGAUAAUGAUCAAAAUGGACAGGAUAAAAUAUUAAACUUACCUCGAUAUUCCAACCAUUUGUUCACUGAUAUUAAAUAUUAUUCUCCAUGUUUAAGAGAACAGUAUGUAGUUGGUGUGUAUUCGGGUGAAGGCUAUAAGUGUGUGACUCUGUAUGGUGAAGAUUUUCGUAAAUUGAAAAACAACUCCUGGUUAAAUGGAACUGUGAUUGACGCACUGCUAUUGACUUAUGUGAAUAAUGAAAUUGGUUAUAUUCCUGUGGAGAUAAGCAAUACAAUUUGGUCAAGUACCACAGUUAAAAUAGCCAAAUUCGAUUGGACUAAAUACAGUGUGUUAUUUCUGCCAAUUAAUCCUGAAGGUAAUCAUUGGACUUUAUUUAUUAUGGACUUCAUUUUGGGUUGUGUAUUUUACUUGGAUCCUCUGCGUCCAGAAUCAGGUGACUUGUACUUACCUCGAUUAAAAAAAAUGUUGUUUUCAAUGUGUGGUAAUGAGAAAGCAAAAUAUUUGCUGCAUAAAAUGGUUCAUAAAAAUAUUGAGUAUCCUUUACAGAAUGAUAGUAACAGUUGUGGAGUGUUUGUGUUGUAUUAUUGUAGUACAUACAAUCCAAUGUUUACUCAGAGCUUUUCAAAAGAAGUUAAUGUGAGUGAUUUAAGAAAUACAUUGCAGCAUCGAUGUUUAAUGUACUCUGAUAAUAUCAGUGAAAGAUGUCUUAUGUGUGCACAAAAUAUAAAAGUAAGUUUUACUUGGAUUAAAUGUAAUAAAUGUGAGCGAAGAGUUCAUAGUGUGUGUCUAGGUGGUGUAUGCUACAAAUUAAUGACUAAAUUUUUAAAAAAUGAAAACUUCACUUGUAUCUUAUGCGAUAAGUAUAUCAAUUAGGCACCUGUUUUAUAAUUACAAAAUAAUAAAAUACAAAAUAAAACAUAAUAUUCAAUAAAAAUAAACAAACUAAUACAAUACCUAUUGUAAGUAAUGAAUAGUUGAUUAUAUAAGUUGGGUGUAAUUUAUAAAUUACAUAUACAGUAAAAUGGAAUCUAUUGCCCAACAUAAAAUUAGGUACCUAUGUAACUAAGUCAUAUAUUUAAAAAUGGGGAUUAACUAAGUAGGUAGUACAAAUGUUUAAAUUAAAAAAAAAGUUAAUUGUUUUAAAAUUAACAUAAAUUCAGAAUGUAAACAGUUAAAUUUAUUAUUUAUAUUAACUACCUAUCAACUUUUAACUUAGAACUAUCUUGUGUUCACUGAACUUAGCUUAACUUGAGUUAAAAAAUGUUAAUCUUUUAAAAUUGCAAAUCUUAGUGUUAACUCCACCAUUGACGGUCCUCAGUCCGUAUGAAAAAGGAGGAAGGGCGCUUAAGACGUUUUUCUUUUUUAGUUGAAGUAUUAAGAAUUAAUCGUGUUUCUCUUGGUUUUAAAAUAUUAUAUUGUUCUUUUAAAUUGUUUAUAAAUCUUAAUAUUAUAAUCUACAUUGUGUUUUUUUAUUUUGUAUGAUAUACCAUACUAUUGUCCAACUGUGAAGAAGUAGGUAGGUAGCCAAUUUUAAUAGUGCAGAUCUUCGAAGACCAGAAUGUGUAGAUGUGAAUUGGAAAGUGGCAACAUAUACCUAAUUCAGACUUCAGAGAUUCAGUUAGACAUGAUUUAUGGAAAUUGGAUUCAUUAAUUUUUGGACAUUCAAAACUAUACCAUACUACUAUAGUACUAUUGUCUGAUUGUGAAGAAGCAGGUAGUCCAUUUUAAUAGUGCAGAUCUUCGAAGACCAGGAUGUGUAUAUGUGAAUUGGAAAGUGGCAACAUAUACCUAGUUCAGACUUCAGAAAUUUAGUUAGACAUGAGUUAUGGAAAUUGGAUUCAUUAAUUUUUGGUCAUUCAAAGUAGCUUUAGAAACCCUAAUAAAUGUAUUUUCUAUCUAAUAAUUGUAUUAAAUAUAAUUAAAUAAGAUUUUAUA